Molecule: messenger RNA, 6343 nt
Organism: Liolophura sinensis
Lineage: Eukaryota; Metazoa; Mollusca; Polyplacophora; Chitonida; Chitonidae
Product: E3 ubiquitin-protein ligase RBBP6-like
Exons: 18
Coding region: 581-5752 (1723 amino acids)
Biological process (GO): protein ubiquitination; mRNA processing; ubiquitin-dependent protein catabolic process
Cellular component (GO): nucleus
Molecular function (GO): nucleic acid binding; ubiquitin protein ligase activity; zinc ion binding
Source: RefSeq, a predicted model, not a curated record
AUUAUCCCCGCUAGAUGGCGGUAUCACCGACGAAGAGGAUGGAAAACGUGUUGCCUCAACCCAAUGAGGCAGGACAAAGAGAACCUAAAUUCAUGAAGUCUUUGCCGUCUUAUCAAUAUUGAAACAUUCGUAUUGUGGAAUGUUGUGUGGACUGUUCCUGUGAACAUCGAAACAUUUCAUCACUGAAUGAAAGAACGCGGAAAUUUCCUGCACCUUCGAAUGAAAAUUCCGCCAUCUUGAUCAUUGUCGACCCGUCUCUUGUUUUUCCUGGUUCUACUUCAGCUGAAUUUACUGUGUUACCGUCUUUAAAUUAGAAUUUGUUUAGGGGUUUAGUAAGCAGAAAUCUCUUUGGGGUAUCAUUAAAGAUGAUAUAGAGGGAUUGAAGCCAGAUUUUUUCUAAUUAGUGGCACAAAUUGUUGCAUACCUGUCCCGCAACAACCUCCAGAUGGUAAAGAUGUUUUGGCGAUAUCAACCUGCGGUGUUUUGACAGUCAAGUAUACAUGUCAAGCAUUUUCAUAGCACCUGUGAAUGAACGAUCUUGAAUCUCCUGUUGGUACAGACUGUAUGAUUCUAUAUAAAGAUGUCGUGUAUACAUUACAAAUUCAAAAGCAGCCUGGACUAUGACUCUGUUACAUUUGAUGGAUUACACAUCUCUCUUGGUGACCUGAAGAAGGCUAUUAUUCAACACAAGAAGCUAGGAAAAAAUGCUGAGUUCGACCUGCAGAUAACAAAUGCACAGACAAAGACUGAGUAUGUGAAGGAUGAUGAACUUAUUCCGAAGAAUGCCUCCGUGGUUGUUUCCCGUAUUCCAAUACCUGGAGCACCAAAGCCUGGUAAAGGAGGAUGGGAUCCGGGGAGAGCUGGUUCACCAAUGAAAGGAUAUGAACCGAUGAGAGACAUUGGAAGACAUGAUAUUGGCCUCAACAAGAUGGUUGACCUGACUAAUGUUAAUGCCUCCGAAGAAGAGAAGAUAAAAGCAAUGAUGGUUCAAUCAACCAAGGAGUAUGACACAUCUAAUUAUGUGAGGAGCCGAUAUCAAACAGGCCCGCCACCUCCGGGUUACAGGUGCCACAGAUGUCAGAAGCCUGGACACUUCAUUCAGAACUGUCCUAAUAAAGCCCUGGCCAAGGAAACUCCCAACAUGGUUCCUGAUAUGAAGAUGAUGAAGAGACCUACAGGAAUACCUCAGAGUUUCCUUACCUAUGUGGAUAAUCCUGCUACUCAAGGAGCCCUACUUCUGCCAACGGGCCAGUACGCUGUGCCAACAAUAGAUGUGCAUGCGUACAAGGAGGGUAAGAAGGAGAGGCCUCCAUUUGCUCCUGAGGAGAAACGCCAGUCCAGUCAUGUGGAGGAGAAGCAGCCCAUCCCACAGGAGCUGUUGUGUCUACUCUGUCAGGAUCUGAUCAAGGAUGCUGUCCUCAUCCCCUGCUGUGGAAAUAGCUAUUGUGAUGACUGUAUACGAAACCGGCUUCUAGAGUCAGAGGAUCAUGAAUGUCCUACGUGUGGAGAAAUGGACAUCUCACCUGACAGACUUAUUGCUAAUAAGUUCUUAAGGACAGCAGUGACCAAAUUCCUCAAUGAUACAGGGUAUACUAAAGUGAAACGACAGGAACCCAAGGCAAGGCCCCCUCCUCAGGCCCAGCCUCUGCCUUUCAUACAGCCACAUCCACAGCCAGAACCAGCUGCCUCUGUGCCCAGACCACCUACCCCUGUUAAAGAUGAGAUCCCAGGUAAACCGGUACAGUCUCAGGAGGUUGAGCCCAAGGGUUUUGCUGUGCCAGUGAUUGGGAAUUCAAAGAUACAGUCACGACCUCCACUCAGCAGGUACACUGGGCGACCAGAUCCUGAUUGUCAGACUUUCUCCAGUUCACAUAAUCAGCAGUCAUACAGGGGAAGUAAUAAUAACAAUGGUAAAGAAGAUGGAGGCUCUGGUCCUGAUGAUGUGAAGAGAGGCCCAACUCCCAGGGGCUCUGCAAGAGAGGGUGCCUGGCCAGACAGAGCCGCACCCCAUCAUGAGCACUACCCUCCACCACAUGACAGACGUCCAACAGAGCAGAGAUCCCCACCCAGAAUAAACCGCCCAGGGAGUGAUUUGCGUGGUUCAGGGGAGAGAAUCCCAUCUCCUCAGGAUCGCCCUUAUACCACUCACAGGCCCCCACUUUUGGAAAGACCACCCACCAGAGACCUUCUGCCCCCUUCAGUCCCCCCAGGGCGUAAUCCAUUACACCCGUACAACCUCUCUGUACCUGGCCUUGCAGGUCCUCCACCAUUGCCUGGACUCCAAAGAGGACCCCAUCCAGGGUUCAGAUCUCAUGGCCCACCCCCUGGUCCCCCACCUGGACCCCCACCACCAGGUGUACUCCGCCCACCACCCCCAGGCAUGUUUGGUCCUCCUCCCGGUCUCCCCUUCCCAGGCGUUCCUCCACCACCAUUCCCUGUCCCAGGACCUGUACCAGCAUCACAACCCCUCACGGAAGAAGAGUUUUACAGGGAAAAACGCAGGCUAAUGAUAGAGCAACAGAGACCUACUGUGCCUCCAGUGCCCACUGAGCCUAAGAGAGAUAUCAUGGAUGACUUUGCUAAAGAGUUGCUCCAAUACCGUUCAGACCAGAAGAAAAGAGUCAAAACUUCAAAGUCAAGGUCUCGCUCUAAGUCCAGAUCUCGUUCACGAACACCAGUCAGAAGAACCCGAUCAAGGACUAGAUCAAGAAGUCGCUCUCGCACACCUUUGAGAAGGCCAAGGUCUUUUUCAAGGUCAUUCUCUCGUUCACGCUCAAGGUCACGGGGUAGAUCAUGGUCAAGGCCAAGGUCAUUCACACCAAGGCGCUCAAGAUCACGCUCGCGGAAAAGAUCUCGAUCCAGGUCAUGGGUGAAAAAGAGGUCUCGAACAAGAUCAAGAACACGGUCAAGAAGCCGUGGUUUUUACAAAGCUAGGUCAAGGUCACAUAGCAGGUCAAGGUCAAGGGGUCCCAGAUCGUUUUCAAGAUCUCGGUCUCGCUCCUUUACUCCACGUUCUAGGUCAAGAAGUCCGUGGAGAAGAGGACCAUCCAAGCCUUAUCGUAAAAGAUCUAAAACCCCACCCAGAAGGGGCCGCUCUAGGAGUGCUGCCCGUAAUCCUUAUUCCAGAAGAUGGAGCCCUGGACGACGUUCACCAAGUCCUCUUCCCCCACGUUUUCCAGUGGAUUAUAGGCCUCCUUCAUUUGAUGACUACUUCAGGUCUUUUCAUGAUCCAAGAGCUUAUGAAGAAUACUACAGAGAUUACAUUUCUAGAUAUGGUGUACCACCAUUCCCAGUGGCUCCAUCAGAGACCACGUCUUUCUACCCUCCUCCUCGAGGGCAACCUCAAGCUCACACAUCCCAGUCCCCUCUUCCACCUGGCGGGCCACAGAGUCCUCUACGUGUGAAAAAACCUAUUGAAAAGCCAGCAAGAGUUGAACGAGAGAAAAAGCCAUUUGAGGAGAAAAAGUUUGAAAAAGAAAGGAUUAAGAAGGAAAGCUAUAGAGAGAAAACCAAGAGGGACAGUAAUAAGGACCUAAGGGAAGUACAAGGCAUCAGGAAAGAUAAUCCAGAAAGAAAAGGAAAGGAAAAAAGUCAUGCAGACAAAGGUAGGGCAAAAGAGAGAGACCGAGAUAAAUCUGAGAAAGCCCCUGCUGAUUCAACAACAUUUAGCCAAGGGGAUCAAGAAAGAGGACGGAACAACCCAAGAUCAGAGACUAGUAGAGAGAAAAGGAAUGUUGUAGAUGCAAGAAGUAAACUACAGGGUUCAGGAAGGAAAGGCAGUUCUGCCCAACCAAGAGUAGAGAAAUCUGUUAAUAAGGUGCGUAGAAAUGAAGAGAAAAGGCGAGACAGUGACAAAGAUUCUGAUGGCGCAGGUAAGAAAUCAAGGAUAAAAGUGCCACAAGUGGACACUGUGGUUCCUCAAAAGACUGAAAAGGAAAACAAAAAGCCAAGUAAACCCAGCAAAGAGAAGCCCACUUCCAGACAUCUAACACAGAGCGAGUGCGAUUCCAGCCAGAAAGACAAUACCCCGGUGGAAACCCAGGGAGAGACCAUACCCGUGAUUGUAUCUAAGGCGGGGGCUGGUGGAAACAGAAGACCCUUAAAAAGAGAGAAAGAAGAGAGUGAAGAGGAAAGUGAUGCUUCAAAGAGCUCCAAGAAACAGAGGACUGACUCAUCUUCUCAGGAAUUGUCCUUGUCCCAACCUUCAUCACAGACAUCCUCUCAGCCAUCCUCUCAAGACAUUCCAAAUGAGAGUUUGAAGGAGGUUAAAAGCUUACCAAAUCUUCCUGUUUCAGACAAGGUUGGUAUACCUGUCUUGAGUCCAGAAAGAAAAAAGAAGUCUCCUGAGAAAGUUAGUCCACUUGUUCUCAGUAAAGUACUUAGGAAGGGUGUGAAACCGGAGUCUUUGUCUAGUGUGGCAGCUGUUCAACAAUCAGCCUCAGAAUCCCAUCUGAAGAUGCUACCACGGGCAUUGCAGAAAUCAAAGCGAGAACCUGAGCUAAUGCUCAAUGUACCUGAGCCAUCAAAAUGGGAGAGAGAUGACUAUGGGCAAACUGAAAGUGACGAGGCCAGUGUUAGAGUGCGGAAAAGUGAAAAGAAGACUUUACCAAGAUCUGUCAUUGAGAGUGCAGAGAAAGCCCUCGCACAGAAACCACGUAGACCAGCAUCUAGGGUUGCUUCAGUAACAACAUCUGGGAAGACAAAGUCUGGUCAACGAAAAGUGUUCCUGGAUGAUGAGAGCCGGUCAGACAGUUCCGAUCAGGAAGACCGGAGAGUCGUGGAGAAACAGAACUCUAUGCAGGUGACCAUUUCCUCAAAAUCCGAGGACGAAGAGACAGCGAGAAAGGAGGAAAGAAGAAAUGAAAGUGCCAGAAAAGAGAAACGAAAGGAUGUGAAAAAGGAUGGUCGAAGUAAGCGAGAGCACGACGAUGUUUCCAGAGAAGAGGAGAGGAAAGAGGAUAGAGGGAAGGAACCACACAGAAAACAUGAAAGAAAGGAAAGUAAAAAGAGUGAGAAGACAGAUAGACUUGACAAACCUGAUGAAGGGCUAAGGAAGGCUAGAUCUGAAUCGGCAAUCAUUAAAUCAGAUCAUAAAAAAUCAGAUAGAGAAGCAAGUAAAUCAAAGAAGAAGCAUAGUGAUGUUACGGAUGUACGCGAAAGAGAAAGUCGGGAUAGCCACAGCGAGAAGCCGAAAGUGAAUCACAAGGACGACACAGACCGGAGACCAUCCAGGGAACAGCGACCGGCAGGGGACAGACAGGACAUAGAACAGCCUGAUAGUAGUGGGAAGACAGAGCAACUAAAACACAAGGACAAAUCGCUUCCAGAUGCAGAAGGAAAGACGAGCUCUAGAUUGGUGGAUAGGAAAGAGUCUGUUCUGGACGAGUCUAAAUUUGAACCAGAUUAUAUGUACGAGUCCAGCGAGGAGGAAGUGGCGGCAGAGUCGGACGCUGAGAGUGAGAAGCCCAUGGAGACGGACACACACAAGGAUGAUGAAGACGACGAGGAUCAUGAUGAGGACGCGUCCACAGCCAGCGGAGGCAGUCGCAGUCGUAGUGUGACUCCAUCCUCGUCGGGAAGUCAGAGUCCAAAGAAGAAUCGGGAGUCCCGGAGCUCUGAUCCGGGAAAGAAACACAAACAUUCCAAGCACAAGAAACAUAAACACAAACACAAGCACAAACACAAAAAGAAGAAACAUAAAAAGAACAAAGAGAAAGAAUCAAAGGUGAAAUCAACAGUUUCAAAACAUUAAGUGCUUUAUUUUAUUUUCAUUGCCAAACCGAAAAAAGAAAAAAAAACAACCUGAUUAACGGAGACGGCUGCGUAACGAUUUUUCACGCUGAGUAGUUCUUUCCUUGAGUUAUGGAACUGUUAAAUGGAGACAAAUCAUGUGUGGACAAGAUUUUCACAGCCGUGCCUUAGCGUUAUGUUUUAAGGCUGUUGGCUUUUUAGCUAGAAGAUUCGAGCAAAAAGCAGUGUUUUACCGUGAAGAAAUUUGUGUUAAGUUGUACAUAAUCGUGAAGGAUUUUUAUUUUCAAUUGAAAGCAGAACGGCUUUACAAACUGACAUUGAUGUACCAUACAGUUACAGAAAUGAAUUGGGUUUGAUAAUUGAAAUAUUUUUGUGCUUUUCCUUUGAGGGUCUAGUUUUUUGUUGUUUUUUUUUUCUCGUUGCUAAGUCCCUUGUUUCAUUUUCAGAUUUUCAUACUGACUGAGACUAUGACGUGAAAUGUGGUUUUGGCAAGAAUGUGCACUUCAGAAUAUUUGAUGUCCUGUCAGAUGGAUGUGUAUAUGUAUGCCCUGAUAAUUGGAAAUAAAUGGAAAACAGUAUUAAUUAAAAUUCA